GGAUGUGCUGGGAGCAGCCCGCAGAUGUCAGGCAGCAUCUGUGGGUGUUGGACAAGACUCGACGUGAACACGACGCCGCCGUGCCCCGCUCCAGCCCCGCCGGUCGGGACAGGAAGUGGUCUCAGCCGUUGGCAAGGACGCCUCCACGGUCGCGAGGGAAACCGGAUGUGACAUUCCUCUAUCUCGUCGCUAUCAUCAGCUGAGCCACAGGGUCGCAAAAGCCCGGUGCGGGGAGCGGGCGCGGAUGGACGGGAGUUGGGCGCCGCGCAUCGUCUGAGCGGGUCGGGCCGAGUGUGGUCGCCGGACAGCCAGGCGCAGCAGGCGGCCGCGGCGUUUCCAGAGGUCCGAGAACCUGGCGCAGAGGCAAGCAUGUUCCCUCGGCUGCUGCUGGCGGCUUCUGUCGCCAUCGCACUGCAAGUUACCCGGAGCUACAAGCCGGUGAUCGUGGUGCACGGCUUGUUCGACAGCCCCGGGGACCUGCUGACGCUCCAAACUUACAUCAACCAGUCACAUCCUGGAACCAAUGUGACUAUCAUUGACCUGUUCGACCGGACGCAGAGCCUGAAGUCGCUAUGGAGUCAGGUGGAAGGCUUCAAACAAGCUAUCUCCCCCAUCAUGCAAAAUGCAGCCAAUGGAGUACACAUGAUCUGUUACUCCCAAGGUGGCCUGAUUUGUCGGGGAAUUCUCUCCACCAUGCCGGACCACAAUGUGCAGACGCUGAUCGCCUUGUCAGCCCCUCUGCUCGGACAGUACGGAGAUACUGAUUACCUGAAAUGGUUUUUUCCAAAGUACGUGAAGAGCAACCUCUACCACUUCUGCUACUCACAGUUCGGGCAGCGUUUCUCCGUCUGUAACUACUGGAACGACCCUCACCAUCACGACAUGUACCUCAACUUCAGUAACUACCUGGCUCUCCUCAACAACGAGACAAAGAACCCCAAUGCCACAGUGUGGAAGAAGAAUUUCCUGAAGUUGAAGCAGCUUGUUCUGAUUGGUGGGCCGGACGAUGGUGUCAUCACCCCCUGGCAGUCCAGUCACUUUGGAUUUUAUAACGAGAACGAGACGGUGGUGGAGAUGAAGAAUCAGUUGGUUUACCUGAGAGACACGUUUGGGCUAAAGACGCUGGACAUGAGAGGUGCCAUCGCUACAUUUAAGGUCCACAACGUGCACCACACGGACUGGCACUCUAACAGGACUGUGUUCGACCAGUGCAUCGCCAAAUGGCUCACGUAACCGCCUCCCGUGAUGCAGGGGGAGGUGAGGGUUUGGGAGCCGUGCUCCCAGAGCACCUCACAGAUUAAACCCAACUGCGACACCGCACCCACUCCCACCUCCCCCAACCCCCAACGCAGGAGGACGGAUAGAGGAGGGAGGGGAACGAGACCAGGAGGACCGAGCCAUUGUCAAGAAGACCGUUUACCAUUUCCUGGCUUAAUUAUAGAGACAGUGGACCCUGGAGGCUGACCUCUGUGAAAGAGGAGGAUG
Molecule: messenger RNA, 1485 nt
Organism: Hypanus sabinus (Atlantic stingray)
Lineage: Eukaryota; Metazoa; Chordata; Chondrichthyes; Myliobatiformes; Dasyatidae
Product: lysosomal thioesterase PPT2-A-like
Exons: 8
Coding region: 370-1233 (287 amino acids)
Cellular component (GO): lysosome
Molecular function (GO): thiolester hydrolase activity
Source: RefSeq, a predicted model, not a curated record